This is a messenger RNA of Phytomonas sp. EM1, 736 nucleotides long. Lineage: Eukaryota; Euglenozoa; Kinetoplastea; Trypanosomatida; Trypanosomatidae. The record is from the annotation of a GenBank genome assembly.
GCCUAACACCAGGCUAUUGCGCACUUUAGCAAUUUUUUCAUUACAGAGUACAAUAUAAGGUGUUUCCAAACGUUUCUUUCAGCAAAAUGUCAGCGAAUCUAAAUAACAAUGCUAGCGAAUUGAUGGAAAUCGAGGAGAUAUCCGUCUCUGAUGGAGGAGCCGCCCGGUUCGCCGCAGUGGAAGUUAAGAGUGAUACAGAUAUGUACAACAUUAAGUGGGAGACUGCCGCCAAACUAUUGCGCUUCGACGAAGGUGAGAACCAGUGGAAGGAGCGCGGUGAGGGCAAGGCACGCGUAUUGCAAUGCAAGGAUGACCCCAACAAAUACUUGUUUGUGUUUCGCCGUGAGGCAGUUGGCAAGCUAGCAGCCCACCACUAUCUCCAAAAAGGCUUGAAGGUAAGAGUGCAUCCAAAGAACGAAAAGGCAUUGUUAUGGUCUACCUUUAAGGACUAUACAGACGAUGACGAAGGAUUUCCAGAGAGCUUUGUGUUGCGGUUGCCAUCAAAGGAGAUUGCCCAGGAAGCAUUGAAGCAUAUGGAGGAAUGCAUUGCUGCUUCUAAUAUAUGAAAAAAAUUACUUGUAAAUUCAAAGGGGGGAAAUGCAUGGCAACGCAAUAAUAAUGCGCAAAGAUUGAUGUAUUGGAUAUGUCUUAAUUUAAGCAAAGGGGAGGGAAAUAAACCACAUCAUCUUAACGGGACUCUGAAAUCAUUGCGAUAGUUAAAUAUUAAAUUUCCUCA